Messenger RNA from Haliotis rufescens (red abalone), 654 nucleotides. RefSeq names its product acanthoscurrin-1-like. Bases 155 to 526 code for a protein of 123 amino acids. NCBI's taxonomy places the organism in Eukaryota, Metazoa, Mollusca, Gastropoda, Lepetellida, Haliotidae. The transcript is spliced from 3 exons. The record is from RefSeq and is a predicted model, not a curated record.
UUAGAAACAAGGAGUGGUUUUACACGCAGCAUGGUGACAUGCAUGUCACGUGAUAACUGCACGUGUAUAUAUUACCCUGGCAGAGUUGUAUCUUUCCACUUCGAUAUCAAGUCAUUCUUCGUCGACCCAUCUACAGUCGUAGCAAGCCAGCACCAUGAACUCCGUCAUUGUCUUGGUAGCAUGCCUGGUGGCGGCCGCUGUCGCCGAGCCUAUUGGCUACAGUAAGGGUCUUUACGGUGGAUUUGGAGGAUUAGGAGGAGGAUUGGGAUAUGGUGGACUUGGAGGAUACGGAUUAGGCCUCGGACUUGGAGGAUUUGGAGGACUUGGAGGAUACGGAGGACUUGGAUACGGAGGACUUGGAGGAUUCGGAGGACUUGGAGGAUACGGAGGACUUGGAGGAUACGGAGGACUUGGAGGAUUUGGAGGAAUUGGAGGAUACGGAGGACUUGGAUACGGAGGUCUUGGAUACGGAGGACUCGGAGGGUUUGGAGGAAUCGGAGGUUUUGGAAAAUAUGGACAUUAUUAAUCUAACAACCUGACGAUGUUGAUAAAGACGAUGAACGUGCACCACCAGACACGUUUGUAUAUAUAGCCUUCUGAAUGUAUGAACUGUGAUGACGUCGACCUUGAAUAAAGCGCGCAUGCAACAUGAAA